CUGCUACUGCUUUAGUUUCGUGUGAAAAAUGUUAUCCGCUAUUCGGCGUCGCCGCUGCGGCCACUAAUUUCACCCGAAAAACAAAACGCCUAUGUAUUUAAGUGGGGUUGAACAGCUAUAAAGACUUGGAAAGGUUGUCUAAGCCAUGAUCUGAGGUGUUGAAGUCCGCAUUUUCUCUGUGGAUGUAGACCUGCCCUCCCACAUGCUGCACUCACACACGUCAAUCAUGUCUCAGUCUGAAUCCUGUUUGACUGUGUUCGACUGGUUAUGUGUGCUUCGUUUGGAGCAAUAUUCUGAAGCAUUUCGGAACGCCGGGCUGGCAACGUUUCGACAAUGUCGCAACCUCACGCCAGAUCAGCUGGAGCGGAUGGGCAUCACCCUGCCGGGCCACCAGAGACGCAUCCUGGCCAGCCUGAACAAAACACAUGGUAACAGUGACGGACAAUCUCACACACACUCUCACCUUGCACAAUCUGAGAGAGAUCAGAGAUUGGAGGAAACAGGACAUGCCAAAGUGUUGCAGAGAGAGAGACCUGUGCCGAUCCCAGUGGAAGAAAAACCUGUGCUUAAGGAACGAGAGAAAAGCGAUGGAGAGACAGUGAGACCUACACCAAGGGAAAGAGAGAAACCAGUCCCCAGGGAGAGACAAGUGCCUAAGAUAAAAGAGGAAAGUGGAGAGGGAGGAGAGAAGAAGCCAGUUCCUGGACAAAGGCAUACAGCACCUCGAGGAGGAAAAGAGGAAGAGGGGGAUGGAGGAAUAGAUGGAGAGAGGGAGAGGCCUGUGCCUAAAGAAAGGACUAAGUUUCGCUGUAGUGCUCCAGUGGAUUCUGACCCAAGCCCCCUUGGCUCUUCACCUCCUGACACCUCUUUACCCCCUGUCCCUCCAAGAAGCACCCCCAACUGCCCUCCACAGCGCUUCACCUCUCCCCUGAGCCCCUCACCUCCUGCUCGAACCCCUGUCUCCCCCAGAUUGGACAGACAUGUGGUUAAAGCCCCAGCUGUACAGAGCAGGUCUGUGCCCCAGAGUCCCACCUCCACCACCACCACCACUCCUACAUACACGCCCACACAUGCACCUCCUCACCCUCCCAAAUUCCCCUCGGCCCAAACUUGGCCUCAGACAUUAGCCAUUCCGCCACCUGCCCAACACCUGGGUAAGGAUGGAGGGAAAGGAACCUCACCUGUGUCCCCCACUGCUUCCUACAGCGAUGACAUAAAUGCUCCACCUCUUCCUCCAAAAGGGGGUGUAGUGAAAGGCCCUCCACCAAUCCCACAGCGGAUCUCUUCACAGUCUCCCAGAACUCUCAGCCCCUCGCCCACCAAGACCACUGUUGAUGAGAUGCAGAAAGACCAAACUCCACAGGUCCCACCUCGAACCAGGACACCCCAAACUGUUGAAGACACACAUCAGUCAACUCAACCUGACACUCAGCCGGCUCUGCCUGCCAGGAGAGUCCCCCAACCUCCCCGUGAGUCCCGGUUGGAUUCACUCGAUGACAACUCUGAUGACUACGAGGAUCCAGACUUGUUUUACCCCAGUGCUCAUUCAGUGAGCGCACCAGACAGGGAUAUGUCCCUGCAAGUGCCCAUCCGGCCAAAGAGACGGUGCAAUUCUUUGUGCAGCGAUGAUGAGCUGUUGGAUGAUGACGAUCAUAGCCUAUGGCACGAUGAAGGCACUGACAGUGUUUAUCUGGCUCAAGCCACGAAGGACACCAGCCCUCAGCUUACUGCUGUCAUCAAGAUGGGCUGGCUGGACAAGAAUCCACCUCAGGGGGCCCUUUAUUAUCAGAGACGAUGGGUCAAGCUGGAUGUUGACUACCUGAGAUACUUUAACAAUGAAAAGGAGGUGUAUUCUAAGGGGAUCAUUUCCACUGGCUUCAUCACUAAUGUGACCAGCGUGGGAGAGCUGAAGUUUGAGGUCGUCACAAACAACCGAACAUUCAUCUUCAGGGCUGAAAGUGAAGCGGAGAGGAACAACUGGGUGGAUGUGCUGCAGGACUGCACCAGGGGGCGCCAUCGACGCAGCACCAUGAACCCUGGCUCACCUAUGACCCCCGACCAUCAGGGCUAUUUGGAGCUCAGAGGGUUACGCUCCAAACUUUAUACUGUUGUUGCCUCAGAUAAAGUCUUCCUCUACAAAAACAUGGAGGACUAUCGUAUAGGAGUGGGCAUCACAUCCAUUGAGAUGAACGUAGGAAAUAUUAAAGAGACAGAUCGUCGUGGCUUUGAUCUCACCACACCUUACCGCAUAUUCAGUUUCAUGGCAGAGUCAGAGCAGCUGCGAGAGCAGUGGGUGGACGCCAUGCGGGAUGCGAUAGGUGAGGCGUUGUCGAAUAGAGAGGUGGCAGAGCGGAUCUGGGCGGAGCCUAGCAACAGUUUCUGUGCCGACUGUGAAGCUCCCAAGCCGGAAUGGGCUGCCAUCAACUUGUGCGUGGUGGUCUGCAAACGAUGCGCAGGAGAGCACAGAGGGCUGGGUCCGAGCAUCUCAAAGGUUCGUAGUCUGAAGAUGGACAGGAAAGUCUGGACAGAGGAGCUCAUACAGGUGUUCAUUGUGCUGGGCAACAAACGGGUAAACAGUUUCUGGGCAGCUAAUGUCCCACCGAGUGAAGCUUUGACACCCUCGAGCUGCAGCGAAGAGAGACGGCGCUUCAUCACCAACAAAUACCGGCAGGGCAAGUACAGGAAGUACCACCCUCUUUACGGAAACCAGAAGGAGCUCAACAAUGCUCUUUGUAUAAAUGUACAGUGCAGCGAUGUGUUGGAGACGCUAAGCCUGAUUUUCUGCGGUGCAGAUGUAAAUUGUUCAACUGGUAUGGCAAGUUGGCCCUCUGUUCUGUCACUGGCCAACGCACACUCUCAACCCUUACAGGCUGAGUUACUCAGCCACAAUCUCAACACAGAGCUACCACGGUCAGAGGUGGGAGGAGAUAUGGAGGCGAUACAUUACACACCACCAUCUUGCGUGUCUCACAACGGCUUCCUGUUCAAGACUGCAUCCAUGGCUCGAGCUAUCACGGAGCGCAAAGCCAGAGAGGAGUUCAGUCGUCGCUGGUGCACGCUGAAUGAUGGCACCUUCAGCUACUAUGAGAGUGACAAGAACUCGAAUCCUAAUGGAGCUCUGAAGGCUCCAGAGAUAGUCUGUCUGGCUGUGGAUGCACCUGAGAGACAUGGGUACGACCACACCUUUGAACUCUACUCCGAGUCAGAGCGUCUCUAUCUGUUCGGCACUGAUGACCCAGACAGCCACAAGGAAUGGGUCAAGUCUAUUGCCAAGAGCUUUAUCCCGGCCUCUGCGGAGCCCCUGCUGAGGUUGGCUUUUGAGCGGAUCGGGCGGCUGAAGUGUAAAGACGGCUUGAACCUACAAACAUCCAAGGUUGGCUGGUUUGCCCUGGUGGGCUCCACACUUCACGCCUACCUGGAGGACAGCCAGGGAGAAGAGAUCCACCUCCGGAAGCUGAAUGAACUCUCAAUUCAACAAGAGAAUGAGGUGCUGGUCCUGGUGGAGAGAGGCAGAACUCUGUACAUAGAGGGAGAGAGGAAGUUGGAUUUUGUCGGCUGGUGCGGGGCCAUCCAGGCGGCAGCGGGGAGUGGAGGAGACACACUGAGCCAGCAGCAGCUGACAGAGACAGACAUACCUAUCAUAGUGCACAGCUGCAUCGGCUACAUCACACAGUGUGGCUUGACCUCUGAGGGAAUAUAUCGUAAGAGUGGCGUGAACUCCCGUGUGGCAGCGCUUUUGGAGAGAUUCCGCCGUGACGCUCGCAGUCUUCGCCUGAAGGAAGGAGAGCACCAGGUAGACGACGUCUCCAACACACUCAAGCGCUUCUUCAGGGAGUUGGAAGAGGGACUGUUCACGUCGCAGGAUGCCAGCACCUGGCUCAGUACCACUGCCAUUCAGGAUGAAAGCAAGAAAAUCUCCCAGUACCAGCUGCUGUUUAACAGACUGCCUCGUGUCAACAAGGCUACACUACAAGCCCUUAUCAACCAUCUUUACUGCGUGCAGCGUUUUUCUGAGCUGAACCAGAUGAACCUCCAUAACCUGGCCAUAGUGUUCGGUCCCACACUGUUCCAGGCCGAUGGGAAGGACUUCACCGCUGGCCGCGCUAUAGAGGACCUCAUACAGCACUACACACUCAUCUUUGAGGUGGAUGAGCAGCAGCUCAAGAAGCAACUGGAAGAGAUCACUGUUAUCAUCCAAGUGCGAGAGAAACUCAACACAAAGUUUCCUAGUACUGAACCUGGAGGACACUUCAUCUGUACAGUGUACCUGGAGGAAAAGAAGGACACAGCAGAGCAACAUGUCAAGAUCCCUGGCUCUAUGACAGCAGCAGAGCUGACCUGUGAGGUCCUGGACCGGCGUAACAUCGCAGUUAAAGACAAAGAGUACUGGAAUUGCUGGGAGGUCAGCGACAAGGAGGAAAUGGAACGUCCACUGCACUAUCAGGAGCGAGUCUUACCCAUCCUCCACUCCUUUGGCACAGACUCCCAUCUGCUCAUCAAGAAACACCUCGCCAUGGAGGCGAUGAUGGUUUACCUGGCCAGUAAAGUGGAUGUAUCCAAACACGGGAUGAUGAAAUUCAGAGAAGAGCGAAGCAUCUUGGGAUUGGGACUGUCCUCUGGAAGUUUCCACGACCGAUAUUUCAUCCUCAACUCCAGCUCUCUGAGAAUGUACAAGGAAGUCAGAAGUAACCGUCCGGAACGUGACUGGCAAGUGAAAAACCUAAAGGUCUACCUGGGCAUUAAGAAGAAAGUCCGCCCUCCUACAUGUUGGGGCCUGACAGUCGUGUAUGAGAGUAAGAAACAAGAGAAGCCAGAGAGGCAGCAGUGGUAUCUCUGCUGUGACACCCAGUCAGAAAUGAGGGAGUGGUAUGCUACUUUUCUCAGUAUCCAGUACGAUGGCAACGUGUGGCCUCAGGACGGACUCCAGCAGACACGAGUGAGCCGUGCGUUGCCGGAUACACGUCAUGGUAAUGUGUCUCUGAUACCGCUGCGUGGCAGUGAGAAUGAGAUGCGGAACAGCGUGGCCGCUUUCAGCCAAGACCCGCUUGCUCUCUUUAGAGAUGUUCGAUAAUGGUCGCUGCAAGAAAGGGCGAAUGGUCGACCUCAGAUGAUCUCUGAACAUUCCAGUGGCAUCAUUAUUCUGCGACUGUAAGGACCAGAAUGACAGACACUCAGAAAGCCCAGACACUCAUACUGUAUGUGGAUUACACUGCCAUCUGCUCCUUUAAAUAUGAACUGGACCAAAAGUACACGGACAAACAGGAUCACAUGUAUAAUAUAACCAACACUGGCCUCCCUGCACAAAUGAAUCUUACUUGAUGUACAGUCGAAGCAGCUGGGAGCUGUGGCAUUCAAAAACAAAGGAGUGAUAGUUUGAUGGACUACAAUCACUCGCCUCCAACUUGACGAGCGCCAAGAUCAGUGGCAUGUGACUCAAUCACUGCAUUGCAUUAUGGGACGGAAGCAUGAAAGACAUGCUGAGAGAAACCUUCAUUUCCUUUAACGUAUUUCAGAAAAGACUUAGUGGUGUUACUCGAGGCACAAGCAUGGAGUGCUUAGCAUUUUUUUUAAAUAGAAGAUUAAAGUUUAUUGACUUGCAGUCGUAGCUGAAUCUGAUUUAUAAUUUUGUGAUGCUUUCAGCUGUCUUGCUGUACUAUUGCUCAGAGAACCGUCGGGAUGAUCCUGCCAUUCAAAAUUAAAUAAUUGCCAUUGUAAGCAAAGCUGAUGUCAUAGGAGACGGUGACCUGAUUCUGCCCAGAGUUUGCUCCACAGGGACCGAGACCGGGACUGAGAGGAAGAGCUGAGGGAUGGCUUGUGAUGGAUCUGUGUCUGUUAUGCCGCAGGACCUUUGCCUGUACUGUACUGUGCAAAACUGUAUGUCCAUUUGUCUGCAUUUGUGCACCAGUGUGUAUACGGUAUGUGUGGAUAUGUGUAAGUGUGUUUGGGGAGUGAAGGAACGAGAGCUGUGAGAAGCACUUGAUUUACUCUUGUCCCUUAUUAGAAUCAUAUAAACUCAGUGCACCCUCACUGAGUCACAUUACAAACCAUGUCAGUUUAUACAAAACAAAGUCUUGUCUUGUCUGUCCCCCUUCUUGUCCUCACACAGUCCUCACACUGCCUCCUCUCUGUAGAUAGGUUUCUAAACCCUGUGAUGCUUAGAUGUACAGUAUAUACCUGGGCAGUUUUGUCAUUAACCAGCAGUAUUUAUGAAGUUUUAGAUUAUGCAUUAGUCACAUUGUCUUUUUUGUUAUGCACAACUAUCUUUGCAGCGGUAUAUUAUUAUAGUUUGUUGGUCAGCACAGGGCACAGAGGUGCUUCGAUACAUCUGUCAGCACAAUUAGAAACUGUAAGUGCACUGUAAUCUAUCAUCCUUUCCACUAGGGUCCACACUUGUAUAUAUUUUGUCGAAAGGGGAGCCAUGAAACAAUCUGUAUUAACUGUAUUAACCUGUCAGCAGCUGCCUUACAAGCUCUUCACCACCUGUAGGUUUCCCCUGUUUUAAAGACUUCUUAUUUAUUUGGACAGCAGAGGACGCUAGAUGCUGUGCUGUAGAGAGCUCCGCCUCUGCUGGUGAGACACCAUGACGUUCAGCUAAAUGUUUGUUUUUAACACAUUUAGGCACAGUUUGUGUGAAAAAUGUGUAUAUGCAGUGUGUGUGUGUGUGUGUGUGUGUGUGUGUAUGUGUGUGUGUGUUAUUAGGUGCCCUCCAGCACAGACCUCAGCAGGAGUCGAGAGAAGAUUCCACUCUGUGUAGUAACGUGAUUACACUCUGUAGAAAGUAUUUACCACCUCCAUGUGCUAAAUAUUUUAUUGUUUUCAACAUUGAAUCACAAGGGAUGGCUUUUUUUGAGAAGUUAGGUACAAAUAUUAACCACAAAAUAAUUGUUUGCAUGCAAGUUUUCAGCCCUGUUGAAUAAUGUGUGAUAUGAAGCUUAUGACAAUCAUAGCAUUAACUAUGAUGGUCUAAAACCUCAUCAGACAGUACAAUCUUACGCCACUUUGUUUCACAGCCUCUGGCAAACAUUUUUUAAGUCUGUGCCCUUUUUACACACUCAGCUGUUCUAGGCAGAUUUCCAAUUGUGUCACUGUCUUUACUUUUUUUCAUGGUGGAGCUCGCGGCGCUUUCAAGGGUAAUUUAGACCUUUCUUUACUCUUCACAUACUUAGCUGCAGCCACGGUGGGUGAAUACUUAAUCAGUUAUUUCCUGUUUCAUAUCUUAAACUACUCUGGAUACAUUUAUAGAGGUCAGUAGAGAUAUUUUUGUCAAUCACUGUCCAAACCUCUGUAGCACAACAGUGAUUCAAUGUAGUAAAACAAUAAAGUAUGAAGGUGGUAAAUACUUUUUAUAAGCAGCGUAUAUUCUCUCUCUGCCUCUUUCCUUAUUCUGUUACUCUGCGUUUUACUGAUUUUGAUUCCCUGAAACUCUAAUAAACACAUUCAGCUAGU
Molecule: messenger RNA, 7446 nt
Organism: Epinephelus moara (kelp grouper)
Lineage: Eukaryota; Metazoa; Chordata; Actinopteri; Perciformes; Serranidae
Product: arf-GAP with Rho-GAP domain, ANK repeat and PH domain-containing protein 1-like
Exons: 34
Coding region: 203-5071 (1622 amino acids)
Biological process (GO): signal transduction; positive regulation of GTPase activity
Molecular function (GO): GTPase activator activity; protein binding; phosphatidylinositol-3,4,5-trisphosphate binding
Source: RefSeq, a predicted model, not a curated record